This is a messenger RNA of Brassica rapa (field mustard), 5781 nucleotides long. RefSeq names its product potassium channel KOR1. Gene Ontology annotation, cellular component: membrane. Gene Ontology annotation, biological process: transmembrane transport; potassium ion transport. Lineage: Eukaryota; Viridiplantae; Streptophyta; Magnoliopsida; Brassicales; Brassicaceae. Gene Ontology annotation, molecular function: voltage-gated potassium channel activity. The record is from RefSeq and is a predicted model, not a curated record.
UUAAAUUUAUUUUCAAAAAUAUUAAAGGGUGUUAUAGGAAAAUAUGACACAAAAUAUAGAUUAUUCUAAAGGGACAUAGUUACCAUUUUUUGCUCUAAAAAAACAGUUUUCCCAAAUAUUUUUAAAUAAAAUAAUCAAACACAAAAGGAAAAGGAAACUAGAAUUUUUUUGUAGUUACCUUUCGUUAGGGAAACAUAACUAAGAGUUAAUCAAAAGAACCUUAGGAUAGCAAUAAGUGAUUUGUGAUGUAAUAAAAAGUCACAAAGUGACCUUAAAUGAAAAUAUUAAAUUUGUUGUUAUAUAUAUUAUAAACGGAAUAUUUUAUUUUUUACAAUAAUAUAUAUAUAUAUAUAUAUAUAUAUGUUUUAAUAGAAUAUAUUAAAUGGUAAAACGCUUUUUCAAAAUAAUUUAAUGAUAUAUAAUGCUUUGAUUGAAAAAUAUUGACAAUUAAAUGUGUCAUUAGAACAUGUAAUCAGAUCAGUUGGGCCCUAUUGACAACUUUCAUUCGAUUAAGCCCAACACUAUAGUAACAAAAAUAAAUUGCCGAGAUUAUAGCUUUCACAAAAUAGAAUAUUUAAGGGCCUUCGUUUUAGGCAAUAAAAUCCCUAAAUAUCUAACUUUAAAUUUUUAACAAAGAAAAAAAGAAAUUUGAUCUAUGGCAUUCUUUUGUAAUUAUUGAAUAAAGUUCAGGGUUAAUUACUAUUUGUACUCUUGUUUUAAUAGUUUAAGAUUGGAUAUGAGAAGUAAACCAUGCUAGUCUAACUCACAUUGAAGUGUACCAAUAGGCUACAAGUUUUGAUCAUUUUUCCCUGAAAUGAUAUCUUACUUAAAAACUAGUAUAUCCCCAGUUGAAUAUCUUUUGUCAUUCAUUCUCUAUGUAAACUCUUAGAUACAAUUAAAUUAAUUUUCCUGGCAGGUUAUAAUUUAGGAAUUACACGUUCAAUAAAAACCAAGUAUUUGUUGAUUAAUAAAAACUCAAUGUAACUAUAGUCUACAGGUCUCAGAUUACGUUUCGGUCUGGCAUCAAAGUAAAGCCCAAAUGGGCUCCGGUUGUUACAAACAAAGCCUGCCUGUUCAAAUAGCGGACAGAGCCAACAGUGCAUAAUCAGAACGUUAUGCAUGAAAGGGACACUCGUACUGCUCGUCCUACAGAUACGACAAAAUGAUUUGAUAAUAACAGCUGUCCAUCAAUCCUUGAGAAAACUAGGGAUUUUAGAUCAUUCAUGAGUAUAUAAAAGGUAAUCGUUCGUUGAUAGAGAGGUUCCGGAAAACUCUUCCUUAGACAAAGGUAAAACGUUUUCUUAGUAUUUAUCACACACAGUUUAUUUUUCUUCCUUAGCUAUGAAUCGAAAAGCUUGUAUUUAUCUUAGUUGUUUAUUCAAGUUCCUUAUAGUUAUGAAUCUCAAACUAAGACCUUUUGUUGUGUUUGUCCUCUCUUUUUCAUACUCCUCAGAACACUAGGAUCAAUCAAGAAUCAGGCAUACUCUAAGCAAAGGUAAGACCUUUCCUUAUCACUCAUAUUGUUUUAUCAUUUUCCCUAGCAUUUUUGCAACCAUGGACAUAAGAAAGUUUGAAUGAUAUAUCUCGACUAAAAAAAUUCAACGUUACCUACAAUUUUUAUAAAAAAUUGUUUAUCCUUUUCCCUUGCAUUUACCUUUUCCCCUUGUUAGAAUGGGUAUUAUUUAAUCUAUUUAAUGAACUUUGUUUACAAGAUGAUUGAUAAUAUAAUUGGAUAAGUCUGUUGAUGGUGAGGUUUCAACCGAAUCUUCCGGUUUUACAAAAAGUCAUCGUUUAAGAGAGGUGAAAUGUUUUUCGUAGUCAUGGACGUGUGUCUGUCUUUUCUUAGCUAGUAAUUUCAAAGUAAAAGCCUUUGUUGUUCCUUUUUUUUUCUGCCAAUAUGUAGAUAAAUAUGUUGAUUUGUUUUGUUUAAAAAUUCGGAACUCGGGAAUGCUUUUUUUUUAUCGGGUUUCCUUUAUAAAACUAGCAGGAAAAGUUUAUAUUUUCGGUUAUUGUAUGAUUCCUUGAACUGUGGAUAUGUGUUAUGAAAUUAAGUAAUUGUUUGCUCGCUCAAUAAACUACUUAGUCUUGUCUGAAAGAGUUUUCUUCUCCUCUUUAGAAAAUGUAACCUUGAUAUCUGAAAGCAAAAGUAUUUGGUGAUAACCAGUUAUAUAAUCAUAGGUGUAAUUGGAUUUCCUAUAAAAAUACUAGCAGAAUCAUUUAUAUUUUCGGUUAUUGUGUGAUUCCUUGAAUUGUGGAUGUGUUAUGAGAUUAAGUAAUUGUUUGCUAGCUCAAUAACCUACUUAAAGUCUUGUCUUAAAGAGUUUACUGCUUCUCUUUAGAAAAGGUAUCCUUGAUAUCUGAAAGCAAAGGCAUUUCGUUAUAAACAGUUAUAUAAUCAUAGAUGUUUCUUUUUUUCUUCCAAUAUCUAGAUAAAUAUGUGGAUUGUUUGGUUUAAAAUUAGCAACUUGGGAAUGGUUCUUUUUGUCGGAUUUCCUUUAAAAAACUAGCAGAAAAAGUUUAUAUGUUCUGUUAUUCUGUGAUUCCUUGAACUGUGGAUAUAUGUCUUAUGAGAUUAAGUAUUUGUUUGAUCACCCGAUAAACUAACUAACUACUUAUUCUUGUCUGAAAGAGUUUCCUGCUUUUCCCUAGAAAAUGUAUCCUUGAUAUCUGAAAGGAAAUGUAUUUGGUUAUAACCAGUUACAUAUAUAAUCAUUGAUUUUUAUAAAUCUGAGACCAAAUCCAACAGCUUGUGAUUCAGUUUGAUUUAACACAGUCGGUUUGGUUUUCAGUUUCUCAUUAGUUUCGGUUUAGCAUCUAGUUAACUUGCAUCCGUUUAAACAUGCAUGGGAUUCCCAGACACUUUCUUACACACAGUGAGUCUAUAUGUAGUCAUAAAAUGGAACGUUGAACAUGAAAAACGUACGUACUUUCUUCCAUAUAUGUAGACGUUUGGGUGGCAUGUGACACGUACAUAUAUAAGGGGGGGGGGGGGGGGGGGGGGGGGAUAUCGAAGUCUUACAUUAAAAAAACGAUUAAAUUUGAGGAAUUGGUUUAUCCUUUGGACAUAAGACCAAGAAGAGGAGAGUUGUAAUCUUUGGACAGAAGAGAGUUGACUAAAUAUAAUUUUAAAUAAGAAAAUCCAAAUUUACUGAAAAGUAAAUAUUUUGUUUUAUUUUCUCUCUCAAAACAGUUAAUAUUUAUUUCUCACUUCCAUUAAUUAAUUUUUUUGCUACUUAUGAUUCCAUGAAUUGUGGUAUAAACAAAAAUUGAUCUUAAUUAAAUAACAAAAUGUUUUAUACUUUUUGGUAAUCACAAAAUGUUUUAUACUUGGCCGUUAAGAUUUAAGGUUUAGUAUAUUAGGAUUUUAUGAUUAAUUACUUUUACAUUUGUUGGGUUUUGACGGACACAUUACUUUUACAUCUCCAGGGUUUGCAUGUAAUGGCCCGUUUACGUCAACGUAAGAACUCGGAUCCCGAAAAUUUCACCCAAGGAGGUGGUCGUGCGGCGGGAGGAGCAACUCGUGGUGGUCGUGCAGCAAGAGGAGCAAUUGGUGGUGGUCGUGGUGGCAACAACAACAUACCUCGUGCUGGUGGCACUUACACACCUGGCGAUGCAAAUCUGGACAUCAUGAGAAUCAUCCAAGAAGAAGCCCAAAAGAGGGACGAAGACAUCACAAAAGGCGGAGAAGAUACGGGUAACGGGAGAAAGAAAAAGAAGAAGAAAAAGAAUAGAGUCAACGAUAACACCAAUGUCAACAACAGGAACUUAAUCUGGUUCUAUUUGCUUGGGAUAUUUGCAACAUACUCUUCCGUUAUGGCUCCUCUCACAUGUGCCUUCAACGCCGAAGAGUAUUUGCCAUAUCAACUCAUCAUAGUAAUGGAAUUUGCUUUCAUAGUUGACAUUUUACGUGGAUGGAUAUACGCCUAUCAUGAUAAUCAGCCCAUCGCUAAUGAUAGGUUUCUCCAUUGGUGUUACAGGAUCUGGUUACUUAAUCCUAGGAAGUUGGAACUUGUAGCUGUGGCUGCUGUCCCAUUGGCUAAUAUUAUCCAGUGGGAGUAUUUAAGGUGGAUUAAUAUUGUUCGGGCUAUGAGAGGAAAGGAGCUAUUAGAGAAACUUGAAAAAGUUGAAAGCUUCAACUAUGCUUUCAUCAUGUUCAUAAAGAUCAUGGCUAUCCAGUUAUACUGCAUACACACAACUGGAUGCAUGUUUUAUCAACUUGCCACAGAUUUUGAAGGUCUUCCUCAAAUAUAUCAAACUUGGAUGUCAGAUAUCCAAAUUGGCAACCAAAAUCUCUCAGGACUCGGGAAUGUGCAGAAAUACAUUGCAUCGACCUAUUUUGCCACUGUCACACUGUCCACCGUUGGCUAUGGAGACAUUCACGCAACUAAUCUGACUGAGAUGGUAGCUUUGGCAUGUCUAAUCAUCGUUAGCUUAACUGUGUGGACCUACUUAGGUGUCCAACUAGCAAACCUCUUUGGGAGAAGAUCGAAGAAGCAAAUAGUUGGAGAGAAGAUGGAUAAUCUGGAGAAGUAUCUGAAAGAAGCCAAAAUUGCUGAGAAUUUAGCUGAAGACAUCAGAGGUCAUAUGCAGAUGAAAUACAGUGAUGAUUACGAUAGGAAAAUUCUUGAAGAUGUUCCAGCUUGUCUCAUAGCCAAGAUAAAUAAAAAUUUCAAUGAAAGCAUUAUCAGGAGUGUCUCUCUAUUCAACGGAUGUUCACCUGAAUUUUUUAAGCAUCUGGCUAGUGGGGCUCAACAAGAUUUUCAUCCCCCAGGAUGCACAGUCUUAAAAGAAGGAAAUAUUGUGAGCCAACUACACAUCUUAUACAAAGGAGGCUUGGAACUAUUGCAAGGAGAAACUGUACAUCCACCUCUUAGAAGGCCUACUACAGUAUUCGGAUUAGAAUCAUUUGUCUUGAAUGAACCUCUUCCACAUACUAUCCGAACCUACAAGGCAAGCAAGUUUCUCAUCAUAAGCAAAAAAUAUUUCAUGGAGUGUCUUCACAACUAUCUCGAAGAUGGAGCGAGUGUGAUGAGAAAUUUAUCAAAUGGGAGAGAUCCUGCUUUUGUUGAGAGGCUAUUGCAGUCGGUAUUUGGUAUUCAAAUGCAAAAUGAUGUGAUCAGGAAGGCAUCUUUGCUCAACCAUGCAAUAUUUUUUGAUGAUCUUGAGAAGGUUAAAAAGUUGAUCCACUGGGGAGUAAGCGUGGAUUCUGUCGAUUAUAACAACAUAAAACCAUUGGAUUUUGCAAUCAAUAGAGGAAAUACAGAGAUCAUCAAAUUCCUCAUGAGUGUAGUAGCAGAAACGAACACUACAGGUACUUCAAUAGUUUAUAUUUUGUUUUCAUCAUUUUGCAUGCAGGAGGCUAUCAAUGGAAAUCAUUAAUUAGAAUAUGAUUCUUAUGCUUUCAGGGAUAGAUCAAGAACAUGCUGAUUAAGCUAUGUGAAGAACAUACGACAUGUUAUCAGGUAUAUUACUACAUUAAAAAUUCAAAUGUUUCUAGAAAUUCUACAUGGUAAAUUGCUUAAUCUGACAAACAAUGUUUCAACAGGAUUUCCACAUCGAGCUACUACUUUUGGAGUUUCAGCAUCUUCCCUUCUAUCACAAACUUUUUUUUUAUUUCUUGAUCGUUGUCUUUAAUGAGAAUUGCACAACUAUUAUCACUUUCUCAGGUUUUGGUUUUAGUACAUUUUUCGGAGGAGUUUUAUGUUGUAAUCUUUUUCAUUGCCAACAAACUGAAGUUUAAACAUUAAAGUGGUUAAGUCUAUGACCAUAUGGUUUACUCUA